CAGAGCGCAGGCGCGCGGCUCCCGGCUGCACGCGAGACGCCAGCUGCGGGAAGCGGAGGACGACUGAGGUGCCGACCUGAGGUGAUGGAGCCGCCGAAGGUGGAAAAGUUCAGCUCCGCCAACAGGGGAAAUGGGCUGCGCGCCUUGGUGCAGCUGCGCCCCGGAGAGCUGCUCUUCCGCUCGGAUCCCUUGGCGUACACGGUGUGCAAGGGGAGUCGUGGCGUCGUCUGCGACCGCUGCCUCCUCGGGAAGGAAAAACUGAUGCGAUGCUCUCAAUGCCGAGUUGCCAAAUACUGCAGUGCCAAGUGCCAGAAAAAAGCUUGGCAAGACCACAAGCGGGAAUGCAAAUGUCUUAAAAGCUGCAAACCCAGGUAUCCCCCGGAUUCCGUUCGACUUCUUGGCAGAGUUGUUUUCAAACUUAUGGAAGAAACACCCUCUGAAUCGGAGAAACUUUAUUCAUUUUAUGAUCUGGAGUCAAAUAUUAACAAACUGACCGAAGAUAAGAAAGAGGGCCUCAGGCAACUUGUAAUGACAUUUCAACAUUUCAUGAGAGAAGAAAUACAGGAUGCUUCUCAGCUGCCACCUUCCUUUGACAUUUUUGAAGCUUUUGCAAAAGUGAUCUGCAACUCCUUCACCGUCUGUAAUGCGGAGAUGCAGGAAGUUGGCGUUGGCCUGUAUCCGAGUAUGUCUUUGCUCAAUCACAGCUGUGACCCCAACUGCUCCAUUGUGUUCAACGGGCCCCACCUCUUGCUGCGAGCGGUCCGCGACAUCGAGGCGGGAGAGGAGCUCACCAUCUGCUACCUGGACAUGCUGAUGACCAGCGAGGAGCGCCGGAAGCAGCUGAGGGACCAGUACUGUUUUGAAUGUGACUGUAUUCGAUGCCAAACCCAAGACAAGGAUGCUGAUAUGCUUACUGGUGAUGAGCAAGUAUGGAAGGAAGUUCAAGAAUCGCUGAAAAAAAUUGAGGAACUGAAGGCACAUUGGAAGUGGGAGCAGGUUCUGGCCAUGUGCCAGGCGAUCAUCAGCAGCAACUCGGAACGGCUUCCCGAUAUCAACAUCUACCAGCUGAAGGUGCUCGACUGCGCCAUGGACGCCUGCAUCAACCUGGGUCUGCUGGAGGAGGCCUUGUUCUACGGAAUUCGGACCAUGGAGCCGUACAGGAUCUUCUUCCCAGGAAGCCACCCGGUCAGAGGUGUGCAGGUCAUGAAGGUCGGCAAGCUGCAGCUGCACCAGGGCAUGUUCCCGCAGGCCAUGAAGAACCUGAGGCUGGCUUUUGAUAUUAUGAGAGUGACACACGGCAGAGAGCACAGCCUGAUUGAAGACUUGAUUCUCCUCUUAGAAGAAUGUGACGCCCACAUAAGAGCAUCCUAAUGGGCGCAGGCAAAGAUGGCUUAUAUCCAUAUUGAAUGCCUGGUGGAGGUCACAUGUGCCGCACUGUUUGUGGGCCUCCCCUCUGGGAAUGCUAGGCUGUGUUUAUGUAGGUAAAUAAGCAGGCAUACCAUGUGCAAACCACAAGAAUCAUUAGUUGUAGAGAAGCACAAUAAUAAAUACAAAAAAUUGGUUGAAAAUGUCAUCUGCUAAUUGUUUUGUUUACUCAUUGGUGACUUUAAUGUUCCACAUCUCAACAUGAAGGCUAGAAAGUUCUAGUAAAAGCAUAGCAGAGUACGUUGAAUCUUCUCCUUGAAUAUCUGGGGGUAUAAUUGGAUAAAAAUCAAUGUUUUUACAAGCAAAAACUUAAUGUCCAUUUUGUCAAAAAACCAGAAUGUUUUCUUUACUGUUUGUAGUAAAUAAUAUGUAUCCAUUAUUUACACCCCAAUACAUCUCUAACACAGAAAGUUUUAUCCUACGUCCUAGAAAGAAGUCAUUUUAGGUGCUAUUAGAAAAGCAUAGGAAGUCUUAAUGGGAAAAAAAAUGUUUUUUCAAAUGUCUUGGGUUCUUUGUAUAAUUCUUCUGUGCAUUCUGUAACUCUUUGUAUAUGUCAUGUUUUUUUAAC
This is a messenger RNA of Panthera uncia (snow leopard), 1993 nucleotides long. RefSeq names its product SET and MYND domain containing 3 (gene SMYD3). The transcript has 12 exons. Lineage: Eukaryota; Metazoa; Chordata; Mammalia; Carnivora; Felidae. Gene Ontology annotation, cellular component: nucleus. The record is from RefSeq and is a predicted model, not a curated record. Gene Ontology annotation, molecular function: histone H4 methyltransferase activity; protein binding. Bases 85 to 1371 code for a protein of 428 amino acids.